Amphimedon queenslandica is the source of this 1566-nucleotide messenger RNA. Its product is annotated as forkhead box protein L1-like. Gene Ontology annotation, molecular function: RNA polymerase II cis-regulatory region sequence-specific DNA binding; DNA-binding transcription factor activity, RNA polymerase II-specific. The coding region runs from base 350 to 1198 and encodes 282 amino acids. Gene Ontology annotation, biological process: cell differentiation; regulation of transcription by RNA polymerase II; anatomical structure morphogenesis. The record is from RefSeq and is a predicted model, not a curated record. Lineage: Eukaryota; Metazoa; Porifera; Demospongiae; Haplosclerida; Niphatidae. The transcript has a single exon.
GACAAAGCAGGCAUGUGUGUGUGUUCCAAAUGGGAUAUACCAAAACGCCCGCUCUAUGUUUGUACAUAACAAACAGGACAGCAACUUGCUGUGAAUAUAGCUUGCAUCCGAGCGACGAGCCCUCCCACGCAAUUACAGAGAUCAAAGAGAAUGUAUAGUUGUAAUGUGUGUGUGUGUGUGGUCACCCAUAAGGCCACACAUUGCUAGGAAUGCACAGGAUAUAGGCGGACUAGUUUCUUAAAAAUAAACACUCUGGAGGAUAUAAAAUAGCUAGAGAGAGGCCCAGCUUGCAAUCUUGUGACGGAAUUAGACUACAUGAUCUUCGAGCAGUGCCUCCAGUGAACUAGUCAUGCAGUUAGCCUUGAACCAUAGCAAAAUGUACGCUCCUGUCCCUGCACAGCAACCAGCGCAGUAUCUACUGCACCCAGUGCCUCCUUUAACGCCUCACCAUCAUCAUCUUCCACUGGGGCUUGCAGCAGGACUAGAGUACACUAACAGACCUCCUCCUCCUCCACCACUUCUGAGCACCAUCGACAACUCCAGCUCUGCUGCGCUCUCCAUUUUAGCUAGAGUUGUAUGCGACGGACAGCAGAGAGUGCUAGAGGUCCAUCAAAGACCUCCUUUCUCUUACAUCACUCUCAUCUCAAUGGCCAUCAAAGGAUCUCCUAGAAAGAAGCUCACCCUAAACGAGAUUUACACAUUCAUAAUGGACAAGUUUCCCUUUUACAGGGAGAACAGGCGAGGCUGGCAGAACUCCAUAAGGCACAACCUCUCGUUAAACGAGUGCUUUGUGAAGGUUGCAAGAGAGAAAGAAGACCCGCCAGGCAAAGGCAACUACUGGACACUCGCUCCUGAGUUUAUGGACGCCAGCCCCGAGCUAUGCGUCAAGCUCAACAGGAGAAGAAGAAACAGGAGAAGAACAAGCAGUACUAGAGAGGAAUCUGCAGAUGGAGAAGCAGAGAGUGACAUUAGUUCCAAGAGACCCUCUUCAACAGGUAGUGCAUAUAGUGAAGGAGAGGACUCCAGUCUUCCUAGUCCCAUUGAGAACUCACCCACGUCCUCAAAUGCAAGUCUACUUACCCCUCCUUGUAGUCCAAACGAUUUUGUCUUCAGUGAAACCGGAGGGCCGGUCACUACCCCCACGUCUCCAUUGAGCGAUCGCUGCAAACGCUUCUCCAUAGCAAGUUUAUUGUCAUAGUUUUUAAUAUUGCACCGUCAUCCUCGGACAUCGCCUAUACACUGCUGUUUAUAAAAUCAGGAGAUUUAUUAUAGAUACUAUAUUCUCUUUCAUUCUCCUUCUAUACCCUCCUCAUCCUCUGUGACUCCUUGGUUGAGUUUAAAACCCUCAUGCUUUAUCCUAUGCUAUAUUUUCUAUGACUCUUGCUUCCCUCUUGCCAUUACCCAUUUUGUGUAAUCACUGCUCUGUAUUUUAGUGCUUUUUGCAUAUAUUACUAUAUAAUAUCACAAAAUUAUGAUUAUCAUUAUUAUUAUUGUUAUUAAUAAUCAAAGCUAGCCAUAUUGUUUGCAAAAUUUCAUAAAUGAAGCUGUUGCUAUCAUAAUUAGAAA